Nomascus leucogenys (northern white-cheeked gibbon) is the source of this 3187-nucleotide messenger RNA. It is a transcript of the gene ARMCX2, whose product is annotated as armadillo repeat containing X-linked 2. The transcript is spliced from 5 exons. The record is from RefSeq and is a predicted model, not a curated record. The coding region runs from base 880 to 2778 and encodes 632 amino acids. NCBI's taxonomy places the organism in Eukaryota, Metazoa, Chordata, Mammalia, Primates, Hylobatidae. Gene Ontology annotation, molecular function: protein binding. Gene Ontology annotation, cellular component: mitochondrion.
CUUAAAGCCCUGACCGUCGUUCUCCGUCCUCCUCUGGGUACCAACUCUAUUGCGCAGCUCGCUGCCCUGCGUUUAACCCAGGCGAGGAGGAGGAGGAGAAAAUUCCCCCAGAUUCGGGCAGGCCCGCACCCCACAUCCCAUCCUGUUUUGAGAGGAGAAGGGAAGAGAAAUAAACGUGGCAGCGCAUAGAAGGCCAGCAGGGAGGUUGGGAAAGGGUAGCCAGGAGGCGGGGGUGGGGCAUGCAAUUUGGUAACAAUCUGGGCUGUACACUCCCACCCUGACUUUCCCCACCACCGCACCCGCACCCUCCCAUCCCCCAGCCGACCCUCUGUGCUUUGGGAGUGCUGGGAAAUGAGUGUACCAGCUGCUGUUGGAGAGGUGGCGGGUUUGGCGCUGUCUGGGCUUCACGGGAGGUUGGGGCGGGGGGGACCCUGAGAGAAUCUGGUAUUAAACCGCCUUGUUAACUCGCAGACUGCUUUCCAGACACCUCCGGCCCACACAGCCGUUCACCCCCCCGUCUUUUCAGUCCUGGAAAAGGAACUCGGGCAGUUACUGAGACUCUUGUCCUAGAUGCUGAUCCAUCCACCAGGCUUUCAUUGUCUAACGUCGACAGUCUAUAUUUCUGCUCUUCAGUCUGUCCUUAGGAUGAAGCUCUAACUGAACUGAAGUAAGGAGAAACAGCCUUGAAUCUUUGGAGGGUCUGUCUUCCUUUUGGGCUCUGUGCAACUGCAGCUACAGUGGAAAAAAGCAAACUGCUCUUGAUCCCAGAAGGCCCUGCCUAAGCCUAAACUGAAGAGCCUCACCCGGACGAGCAGGCAUCCCUUAACCUUAAGCAAGCCAGUUCCACGCCCUGGAUCAGUGAAUAACCCCAGCUGCACCAUGAGCCGCGUUCGGGAUGCUGGCUGUGUAGCGGCGGGGAUAGUGAUAGGGGCUGGUGCCUGGUACUGUGUCUACAAAUACACCAGGGGGAGAGACCAGACCAAGAAAAGAAUGGCCAAGCCCAAAAACCGGGCUGUGACUGGGACUGGAGCCAGGGCUAGAGCUGGGCUAAGAGCCGGAUUCACAAUCGACCUUGGGUCAGGAUUCAGUCCCCCAACCCCUGUCCGCGCUGAAGCAGAGGACAGGGCCCAGGAUGAAGCCUCUGCUCUGGACACAGUUGGAGCUGAGGCAGUGGCCCCAGCUGCAUCCAGCGCUGAGGCUCAGAGUGGGGCAGGCAGUCAGGCCCAAAAGGCAGAUGGAGCCGGGGUUGGGCCUAAGGCCGAAUCAGUAAUUGGGGCUGCAGUGGCUUCUACAAUACCACCACCUCCCGGGGUGACAGAGGCCCUUGGGGCUGCAGAAGCCCCUGCAAUGGCAGGGGCUCCCAAAGUGGCAGAAUCUCCCAGAGAAGCGGAGACUUCCAGGGCAGCGGUGCCUCCUGGGACAGUGGUGCCUCCUGGGACAGUGGUGCCUACCGAAGCGGCAGCACCCACUGAGGUGACCGAGAGUCCUGGGGUAGCAGCACCUACCAAGGUAGCUGAAGCUCCCGGGGUGGCAUCACCUACCGAGGCAGCUGAGGCUCCUGUGCCCGCAACGCCUACUGGGGCUGCAGAGUCUCCUGGAACUUCUGGUUCCCCUAGAACAGCGGAGGUUCCUGGAACAUCAGCUGCCAAGAAAGCAACCCCUGGGGCUCACACUGGGGCUAUACCUAAAGCCACAUCAGCGACUGGAGCGGUACCCAAAGGUGGAGCCAAGGGUGUAACCAGGUCCCGGAAUGGGGGCAAGGGCAAGGGCAAGAAAAGCAAGGUUGAAGUAGACGAACUGGGGAUGGGCUUCCGUCCUGGAGAUGGGGCUGCAGCAGCUGCUGCAGCCUCUGCUAAUGGUGGACAGGCUUUCCUGGCAGAGGUCCCUGAUUCUGAGGAAGGGGAGUCCGGGUGGACUGACACAGAGUCAGAUUCAGACUCUGAGCCCGAGACCCAGCGCAGAGGGAGGGGAAGAAGACCCGUUGCCAUGCAGAAGCGCCCCUUUCCUUAUGAAAUUGAUGAGAUUCUGGGUGUCCGCGAUCUCAGGAAGGUCCUUGCCUUGCUUCAGAAAUCUGAUGAUCCUUUCAUCCAACAGGUAGCUUUGCUCACUCUGAGCAACAAUGCCAAUUAUUCAUGCAAUCAAGAGACAAUCCGCAAAUUGGGAGGCCUCCCAAUUAUUGCAAACAUGAUCAACAAAACUGAUCCCCACAUUAAGGAAAAAGCCUUAAUGGCCAUGAAUAACCUGAGUGAGAAUUAUGAAAAUCAGGGCCGGCUUCAGGUGUACAUGAAUAAAGUGAUGGAUGAUAUCAUGGCCUCUAACCUGAACUCAGCAGUUCAAGUAGUUGGACUAAAAUUUCUAACAAACAUGACUAUUACUAAUGACUACCAACACCUGCUUGUCAAUUCCAUUGCAAACUUUUUCCGUUUGCUAUCUCAGGGAGGUGGAAAAAUCAAGGUGGAGAUUUUGAAAAUACUAUCGAAUUUUGCUGAAAAUCCAGAUAUGUUGAAGAAACUUCUCAGUACCCAAGUGCCAGCAUCAUUUAGUUCCCUCUAUAAUUCUUACGUGGAAUCAGAAAUCCUUAUUAAUGCCCUUACUCUAUUUGAGAUUAUCUAUGACAAUCUCAGAGCAGAAGUGUUUAACUAUAGAGAAUUCAAUAAAGGUUCCCUUUUUUACUUAUGCACUACAUCUGGAGUGUGUGUGAAGAAAAUUAGAGCCUUAGCAAAUCACCAUGACCUCUUAGUGAAAGUGAAAGUUAUAAAACUAGUGAACAAAUUCUGAUUGGUUAUGUACCGUCAAAAGACUUGAAGAAAUUUCAUGAUUUUGCAGUGUGGAAGCACUGAAAAUUGAAAGUGACUGCUUUUCCACUUGCUCAUAUAGUAAAGGGAUCCUUUCAGCUGCCAGUGUUGAAUAAUGUAUCAUCCAGAGUGAUGUUAUCUGUGACAGUCACCAGCUUUAAGCUGAACCAUUUUAUGAAUACCAAAUAAAUAGACCUCUUGUACUGAAAACAUAUUUGUGACUUUAAUCGUGCUACUUGGAUAGAAAUAUUUUUACUGGUUCUUCUGAAUUGACAGUAAACCUGUCCAUUAUGAAUGGCCUACUGUUCUAUUAUUUGUUUUGACUUGAAUUUAUCCACCAAAGACUUCAUUUGUGUAUCAUCAAUAAAGUUGUAUGUUUCAACUGACAAAAA